Falco peregrinus (peregrine falcon) is the source of this 7533-nucleotide messenger RNA. RefSeq names its product PAS domain containing repressor 1 (gene PASD1). The transcript has 23 exons. Gene Ontology annotation, biological process: circadian regulation of gene expression; regulation of transcription by RNA polymerase II. Bases 1071 to 3470 code for a protein of 799 amino acids. Gene Ontology annotation, cellular component: CLOCK-BMAL transcription complex; cytoplasm; nucleus. Gene Ontology annotation, molecular function: protein dimerization activity; DNA-binding transcription factor activity, RNA polymerase II-specific; RNA polymerase II cis-regulatory region sequence-specific DNA binding. The record is from RefSeq and is a predicted model, not a curated record. Lineage: Eukaryota; Metazoa; Chordata; Aves; Falconiformes; Falconidae.
CAUGGUAUGGGAUGACUCAAAGCGCAGCUCGUGUCGGGCAUGGAAUUGGUGCCGAGCGCCUGGCGGGGAGAGCAGCAAGGUGGUGGGAUGGUGGGAACGGGCAGGGGCAGCCCGGGCGAGGGGGCAGCGGGCGGGCCGGGGCCGGUCCCAGUCCCAGUCCCGCCGGGCGGCCCGGCCCCAGCCCCGCUGCCCCACGCAGGGUGUCCGGCACAGCCCGGGGUGGGGUGGGGACGGCGGGUCCCGGCGGGUCCCGGCGGCCGGGGCGGCCCCGCGGGCCGCUGCCCGUGACCUACUUCCCACCGGCUCCUCCCGGCGGAGGGUACAGCCGCUCCCCGUGCCCCUGCCCGGGCUGCGGGCGCCGCGCCCGCCUUCUGCGCGCCUUCUGCGCGCCUUCUGCGCGCCGUCCGCGUCCGCGCGGCGUACGCGGGAGGGGGCCGAUGCGGGCGGGUCGGCGGCGGCCGCGGCUGCCGGUGGCGGCGGGGAGGGGGGAGGAGCGCGCCUGUGCAGUGCCGGGAGGCCGGGCUCAGCCCGCCGCCGCGUUACACAACCGGCCGCCGCAGCAGGCGAGUUUCACAAGUCCCGCCGCUCGCCCGCCCGCAGCCAGCGCUCGCCGCCGGGCCUGCCCGCGCUCAUGCCAUGUCCGCGCCGGGCAGCGGGACCCUGCGGCGGGCGGUGACCCCGGUCGGCGGGGGGACACGGCGCCGGGGCUGGGCAUGGCACUGAGAGCGGCUCCGGGACGCGCAUCCUGCCGGACGGAUUAAUUUUUCUCUGUCUAUAUUUACAUGGUGAUAAGAAGUGCUAAUCCCACUCCGUCAGUCUGGACUGAUGAAUCUGAGGAAUAGAACAGAGCCCUGUGUCGUGUAAACGAACUGAUGGAUGAAGAUGAGAAGGACAGGGCAAAGAGGACUCCCGACCUGUGAUUUUAUUGGCAUCAUGCAGUGCUGCCCACCUCUGGUAGAGUUCCCCAUGAAACUUAGAGAGCAGUCCUGCUUUAGCACAGGGCAUCACGCAACAAAUCUGAAAAGAAAAGGAGAGACCAGUUCAAUGUCCUCAUUAAAGAGCUUUGCACGAUGCUGCAGGGCCACGGUCACCCUCUCAAGAUGGACAAGUCCACAAUACUGCAGAGGACCAUUGACUUCUUACAGAAACAGAAAGAAAUCACAGCACAGACAGAAGCCUGUGAGAUUAGACAAGACUGGAAGCCUUCAUUUCUUAGCAACGAGGAGUUCACCCAGUUGAUGUUAGAGGCACUAGAUGGCUUUCUCAUUGCUCUUACCACUGAUGGGAUUAUUAUUUAUGUAUCUGACAGUGUUUCAUCUCUGCUCGGACACUUACCGUCAGAUUUGGUGGACCAAAAUAUAUUAAACUUUCUGCCUGAGCGGGAGCAGAGCGAGGUGUACAAGCUCCUUUCUCCGCAUGUGCUCAUGACAGAUCCUGUUGCAGCUGAUUUUCUAAACGUGGAAAAACAAAUAGAGUUUUGCUGCCAUUUAGCAAGAGGCAGCUUAGAUCCAAAUGAACCCCUGAUGUAUGAAUAUGUGAAAUUUGUAGUGGAUUUUAAAUAUUUUACUCAUGUGCCUACACCCUCCUGUAAUGGCUUUGAGUCAGCUAUUGCACGAGCUUUCAGGUCAGCCACAGAAGAGCAGAUUUGCCUCGUAGCCACUGUUCGUCUCGUCACACCACAGUUCUUAAAGGAGCUCUGCAAUGUUGAAGAGCCAUGCGAAGAAUUUACAUCGAGGCAUAGUUUGGAAUGGAAGUUUUUAUUCUUGGACCACAGGGCUCCACCUAUUAUAGGAUAUUUACCCUUUGAGGUUCUGGGAACGUCAGGGUAUGAUUACUACCACGCAGAUGACCUGGAGCUUCUUGCUAGGUGCCAUGAACACUUGAUGCAGUUUGGAAAAGGAAAGUCCUGUUACUAUCGGUUCCUGACCAAAGGCCAGCAGUGGAUAUGGCUGCAGACACACUACUACAUCACCUACCACCAGUGGAACUCCAAACCAGAGUUCAUCGUUUGCACUCACCUGGUAGUUAGUUAUGCGGAAGUUCGAGCUGAAAGGAGGCGAGAUCUUGGCCUCGAAGAGUCAUCAAUUGAACUGGCAUCCUCUUCUCUAAAGAGCCACAGCAGCUACCUGGACAUGGGGCAGUGCGGCAGCAGCCAGGACGCCAGCCGGGAGGGGGUCUCGCUGUCAUCCCACAGCUCCCGGCGCUCCUCACACACCGCCCUCUCCGAUUCCACGUCCACGUCAUCCAUGCGGCACACGGACACCAGCACUCCCACCCGGCCGUCAGUGCCAGCGGGGCAGGCGGAGAAGGCAGCCCUGCGGCUGGCAUCAGCUGGCAGCGCCCAGGCCAUAGCAACUCCUCAAGCCCCUGGUGAACACCUUCCUCAGCACCCCGUGGCUCAGCCGGCAGUCCCCUCUCAGCACGCCGUGAUGCCAGUGUACCAUUUCCCUACUCAGCUGGGGAUGAUGCAUCAGCUGAAAGAGCAGCUGGAGGAGAGGACUCGCAUACUGCAAGCUGACAUCAAGACGCAGCAGGAGGAGCUCCAUGUCAUCAAGGAGCAGCUCCAGCUAGUGCAGGACUCCAACCUGCAGAUGCUGAUGCAGCAGCCGAUCCCCAUCGUCUUCAACAACGUGCAGCACCCGAGCCCCCGGAGGCCGCCACCACCUGGGACACCCAGGCAGACCACAGCCAAGAAGUCGCAGCAGCAAGGCCCGGUGGGGACCAAGCACUACUGCGGCACCCGCCUGCAGUCACCGCACCAGUUCCUCAGGGACCCCUGCAGCACGGCUGCCCAGGUGCAGCAGCAGCAGCAGCACCUAAUGAGAGGAAACCAAGCCCAGCAAACCUGUCUGCCGGGGCAGACGAGCAUUUCGGUGCCCCUCUACAACAACCCCAUGGUGUUUUCACAAGCGCAUCCCAUUGCAGUGGCUGCACAGACGUCAACUGAGGGCAGCGAGCGGCAGCCGCCAUCUGACUACAGCCAGGACAGGAGCCUCAGGAUGCUGUUGGAUCAGUCUAUCCAAGCCAUGAUGCCUGCCACCAACAGCAGCGGCCAGCCCGUGCAGAGCAGUGCCGGCAGGCAGCAAGGAAAAUUCGUUGCAGAGCAGCAGAUCUUACCUCCCCCAAUACAGAUGCAACCGGUUACCUGUAGCACCGUCCGACCUUCAGCCCCAUCACCCGUUUUCUCCCCGUCUCUGAUGAUCCCACACACCAGCUUCACAUCCCACCAGGCAAACACACCGGUUCAUCUCCACCAGUGGCCACAGCAACAGGUUCAGCAGCACCGUCUCUACCUUCAGAUGCAAGGUCCUGAGCUGGUGCCUGGGGGUCCGACGCAGCGCAUUUUCCAGCCCCCCCACACACCGCAGCAGAACCCCCUGAGCUACUUCCUCCACCCGCAGCAGCAGAGCCGCCACGCACAGGGCCAGGCCUGCAACCUGCCGGACAUGCCCGAGAUGCAGCUGCCCUGAGCGCCAGGGCCGGGAGCAGGGACCACCGUGGCUGCAGCCGCCCGGCGCCCGGGCACAGGCACAGGGGAGGACGCCGCCAUCGGAGCAUGGCACGGGUGAGGUCAGGCCCUGCAGGGAAGAUGGUGGCUGGAGGGACAGUCCCCAUGGGGGACGGGCGGCUCCGGGGGCACCUCAUCGGUUGGGAUUUCCAUGCAGCUGGUCCGUGAUGCUGCUGCGGCAGCCGUAGGUGCCCAGCGCUGCGGUACAAUGGGAAGGCGAUGGCUUUCUGGCUGCAGGGAGGUUAGUUACCAGGUCGCCACGAAAGUUGCUUUGCAAAGGAGAAAAACCUUUUCCAUUCAGGACUUCAAUGCUGAAAGUCACUGUGAAUUGAAGCCCAGCAUUUGGAGCACAUACACAGACUGUACCGGUCCGCAGGAUGCCGUUGGGUUACCAUGUACAUAACUCGUUUUGCUGUAGUAGGUCCAUUGUGGAGUAUUUUUUUUCCUUUUUUCUAUACCUCAGUCCCGCAAUUUUUUUGUUUUCCAGGAGAUUGGAUAAUGCUGCUAAUUUACAUAACACCACUUUUGCCUGAAUUUCUUACUGUUGUUAUACCAGCUUACAUCACAGCUAGUAAGAUAUUUGUCAUGUUUUAUUUUGGUUAACAAGUGCAGCUAAAUUUAUAUGGUUUUUACUCCCUGUAGCCAAAUAUUUUUUGGGUUACAGACAAAGAAUCUUUACUUGUUCUUUUUUUUUGGUUGUUUUGUUUCAAGUGAUGUAGUUGUAUACAUUUCUAUACAUGAAAACAAACAAAUAAGCAUAGAACAGCUUGAUGGCAAACUUUGUGGUUUUGCUAGGUAAUGUUUCAAUUUGAUGAACCUGAAACAGAUGAUCACAAGGACACAAGCCCGUAGAGUCAGCAAUAAAUUGUAUUUUUGUAAAUUGUCACUUUUUAACUGUAAGUUUAUAUUUAUGAAUUGAAAAAAGUUUAUUCCUCAGUGGGUGUAUAGUUACGUGUCCCUACUGUUAUUGUCUUUCCAAAGGAAAAAUGAAAAUGUAUGUUUUUGAGGCGUUAAUAGCUGAGUACUAACUCUGGGUGCUGUUAGAGCCCGAAUGUAGGAGAAGGGUCAGGCCAUUACUGUAAGCUUUGCAAGAAAAUGGUUAAGACCAGGUGCGUCUAGCUGCAAAGCUCCGUCUGGCAGUCAGAGCAAGGGUUAGGGACGGGUUAGUUCAUAACCUCUGUCGAAUCAAGCAAAGCAUGGUGGGUUUCUUUUGCCUUUUUUUUAUUUGGCAUUUGUUUGCUUUUUUUCUUGUGCAAGCCACUUGCUUGGCUCUUUGCACCACUGCAGCAGCUGGACGCCGGUGCUUGCUGAUAGGAUGAGCAUCCCCAAGCAGCCCUGUGUUUCAAGAAAAGGGGGGAAGUGGGAGAGUUAGCAUGAAAAGAAAAAAUAGGAAUAGCUAAUGGUGCAUAUAUCUAUAGCUAGAGCUACCCAGUAUCUACAGCUAGCUUGCUUUCCCCCAUCAGGCACACACCUUUCCUGCGCUGCAGCACUGGGAGGAUUUUGUUAACUUUGGGGCCAGGCAUGAGCACUUGGGCUCAGUAGCAGGGGGAGCAGAAAACCAGACUGUUUCAGCCUGACUGAAGCAUGUUGGGGCAGCCCGAGUUUCCCGGAGAGCUGGGGAAUGAAACCGGGAGCACAACAGAGCUGCCCCGUCUGGGUUUCGGCUGCAGCCUUCCUACCUGGCAGGGCACAGCGUGCCUCACCACCUGCCCCCCCCACCUGCCCCCCCCGGUACAAGGGGGCUGCUUCCCACCUGCCAGGUUUUUCCUGGGGAAGGGGAUGGGGUUUUGAUGUGCCCCGUUGCCGUGGGGCUGGUGGGAGGACAGGCUCCUGGAGCAGGAACGCUGCGAGCCGUCCCUGGCUGGGACCCAGCACAUGCAGUCCCUGGGCAAUGGGGGGGUGAGCAGCUGCUCUUGGGCACAGCCUGACCUGCCCCCCACCCCCCACCCCCCUUUUUCAACCCCCUACGAGUAACUGUGGCUACAGCAGAGCCAUGGGCCGGGGCCACCUCGCUGCUGGUAGGGGGACGUGGGGCACCUGCCGCUGCCGUGCGAUCUGGAGCUGAAAUAACAGCCUCAGCCCUCGGCCCUUAGAGCCCGUGUCCUGGGGAGAGCAGGGGGUCGAUCCUGCCCCACCUGGUUUGUGCUGCAGCAUCACGUGCGGGGCCACAGCAUGGAGCCUUUGAGGUAGGAAAAAAUUGUUUUAUUUUAUUUUUUUUAAAGCACUAUUACUUUUAGGGCCUCCCCUUCCCCAUCCCAUCCCAGUAGGGCUGCUCAAGAGGUUGGGACCGGAGGCGUUGCUCUUUUGGGGUUUUUUGGGGGGGAGCGGGGGUUCCCCUUGGCUUGGCACGUAAUGUCAGGUGGGGAGGCAAAGGCACACUUUUACGUUCAGUCUCCACGGCUGUACGCAGUUCACGGCCCAGUGUGGCUGGCAGGAGGGAAAGGCCAUGCAUUUCCCUGCCUUGAACCCCACAUCACCCCCGAUGCACCGUGGCUGUUCCGCAGUGUCCCGUCGGCAUCCGUGAGCCCGGACAUGGCCGGUGUCCACCAAAUGUGUCUCAGAGGUCAGUUGAUCAUGUUGGUGGUCAGGGGCUGGGGGGGGGUGGGGCGUCUUUUUUUUUUAACAGGGCUUGGUAGGGAGGUAGCCAGGGCAGAGUAGUUUUCUGGCGUUGCUGUGACUUUGAAAGCAAAUCCAAGAGAAGGGGGUUGGGAAGGGGGCUGGGGGGAGGUGUGGGGGGGAGCGCGUGUGUCAGAUGGGGCUGUGCCAUGGGCCCGGCCCUUCUGCUGGCAGCACUGGGGUGCACGGACAGGGAGGGCUGGGGGCUGUGGGGGGGUGGCAGCAUCACCCCUGCUCACAGCCGCUCGGCGGGGAGCACAGGAGGUUUGCAAGGAUGUUUACAUGUUAGAUUGGCCUUGCUAAAACAAGAGACCUAAAAUGCACUUUAUCACUUACCCCUCCUCUAUUCCCAGUGUCUGCCCCAGCCGCUCGGCAGCUGCUGGUGGGCAGUGGGUGGCUGCAUGCCUCACGGGUAGAGCCGUGUUUUCCAGACGUGCUCCGAAGGACAAAAUCCCACAGUCCCUUUUUGGGGCUUGCUUGGUCCCUGCUUGGUCCCUCCAGGCUGCGGGGAGGCUGAGUCAGGCCCGUGGGAUUUUUGCCUUACGCUGUCACUCACUCUCAAAAAAGUAUAUGAAUAAAUAAAUCUCUUUAUUCAGGUUGAUUUGUAUUUGUUUACCUCGGUGUUAGCUAUGACCUGUGUUUUUGGGACCCAUUUGGAAUUGAGGGUUGCUGGUGCGUUCGGUUCACACACAGCCGGGUGCUCAGAAGUGUGACUUGUUGGUGACAAGCAGAGGGCAGGAACACGACUGAUGGCACCUGCGUCAGGGUUGGGCUCCAGUGUCGGUGUCGACCUAUUAGUCUUUCAUGUUCUGAGGCUUUCUAGUACACAAGCACCUAUAUACUAGGUCCCUCUAUAUAUAGGUAUACAGAUAUAUGUAUUUUUAAUAUACAUAUAUCAUGUAUGUACGUGUAUAUCUAUAUAUAAAUAUAUAUAUAGGCCACACAAUUCCAGACCUCUGAAAACACAGGCAGCUUUAAUUAAUAAAAGUCUUGCACUUUUAGCAUAUUUGUACAUAUAAGCUAAAGCCUGGUGGGUAUAAUCAGGCUGGUUUGACAAACAGUGAAAAGUUACUGUAUAUAUUGUAUAUAGUACAUGUAAAAAAAAAAAGAAAAAAAAAGAGAAAAAAAUCUUAGAAUUGAGUAUAAAUCUUGGUUUAUUUUAUAUGAUGUCAAAUAUAGAUACAUUUAUAAAUGUUACUAUUCUUAAAAGUAUUUUGUAAUGGGAAAAAGGAAGUGUCUUAUGAAGAUGAACAGUAAAGAUUUUAUUCUUGUCUUGAAUCUAUGUACCUGCACAGCUCCAUUGAAUGGGAGCCCAUGCAUUUUGACAAGCUUUAAACAGAUUGUACAUAGUAUUUAAAAAAAAAAGAAAAGGAAAAAAAGAAAUAAAAUAAUGCUUGUAAGACCUCUUA